Messenger RNA from Fusarium pseudograminearum CS3096, 1008 nucleotides. RefSeq lists its product as uncharacterized. Lineage: Eukaryota; Fungi; Ascomycota; Sordariomycetes; Hypocreales; Nectriaceae. Gene Ontology annotation, biological process: carbohydrate metabolic process. Gene Ontology annotation, molecular function: hydrolase activity, hydrolyzing O-glycosyl compounds. The record is from RefSeq and is a predicted model, not a curated record. The coding region runs from base 1 to 1008 and encodes 335 amino acids. The transcript has a single exon.
AUGCGUUUUUUCUCCAUCCCUAGUCAGGCCCUUGUGGCAUUCCUAGCUCUUGGUUCAGUCUCGGCUCGAGUUCUGACAAAGCGCGACAGCCCUGUCCUUCCAGGACUCUGGGCCGACCCCAACAUUGCCAUCGUCAACAAUACCUACUAUCUGUUUGUCACUUCCGAUGGCUUCGAAGGAUGGGGUGGUAAUUCGUUUUACUGGUGGAAAUCCCCAGAUUUGGUAUCAUGGACGAAGGGAGAGAAACCCUUCCUUGUCCUUGAUGGCAAGAACGGAAAUGUGCCCUGGGCAACUGGCAACGCUUGGGCACCUGGCUUUGCUGCCCGUGGUGGAAAAUACUAUUUCUACCAUAGUGGCAAUAACCCCUCUGUCAGUGAUGGCCACAAGAGUAUUGGUGUUGCCGUCGCGGACCAUCCCGAAGGUCCCUGGAAAGCUCAAUCCAAGCCCAUGAUCAAGGGUACUUCAGAUGAACCCAUCGUCAGCAACCAAGCCAUCGACCCAGCAGCCUUUCAAGACCCCAAAACCGGAAAGUGGUACAUAUACUGGGGCAACGGUGUCCCCGUUGUCGCUGAGUUGAACGACGACAUGGUGUCCCUCAAAUCUGGCACAUGGAAACGCAUCACCGGACUCCAAGACUUCCGCGAAGGUCUUUUCGUCAAUUACCGUAAAGGGACCUACCACCUCACAUACUCUAUCGACGACACAGGUUCAGUAAACUAUCGCGUUGGAUAUGCGACAGCUGACAACCCUCUCGGACCAUGGACGUAUCGCGGUGUUAUCCUGAAGAAGGAUGAGUCAAAGGGAAUCUUGGGCACAGGACAUAACUCGGUGAUCAACAUCCCAGGAACUGAUGAGUGGUAUAUUGCGUACCACCGAUUCCACAUUCCAGAUGGUGGUGGUUUCAGAAGGGAGACGACGAUUGAUGUAUUGCCUAUUAAGAAGGAUACCGGAUUGUUUGGAGAGGUCACGCCGACUUUGGAGAGCGUUAAGCCUAGGCCCUUGCGAUGA